AUGAGUUCUUCGUAUUAUGUGAACGCGCUUUUUAGCAAAUAUACGGCGGGGGCUUCUCUGUUCCAAAAUGCCGAGCCGACUUCUUGCUCCUUUGCGCCCAACUCGCAGAGAAGCGGCUACGGGGCCGGCGCCUUCGCUUCGACCCUGGAGAAGGAGUUCCACUUCAACCGCUACCUGACGCGGCGCCGCCGCAUCGAGAUCGCCCAUGCGCUCUGCCUCACCGAGCGCCAGAUCAAGAUCUGGUUCCAGAACCGCCGCAUGAAGUGGAAGAAAGAGCAUAAAGAUGAGGGUCCGGCCGCCGCAGCCCCCGAGGGCGCAGUGCCCGCCGCCGCCGCCGCCGCCGCCACCGCCGCCGCCACGGACAAGGCCGACGAUGAGGACGAAGACGACGAAGAGGAAGACGACGAGGAAGAGGAAUGA
Molecule: messenger RNA, 420 nt
Organism: Puma concolor (puma)
Lineage: Eukaryota; Metazoa; Chordata; Mammalia; Carnivora; Felidae
Source: RefSeq, a predicted model, not a curated record